GUCAACACUCCAGAAAAAUUCAGCUCAACAGCAGAUAUAACCAUCCAUCUUUUGGAUAUUAAUGAUAAUGUGCCAAAGUUUUCCUCAGAGUAUUAUGUUGCUAGAAUCCCAGAAAAUUCCCCAGGAGGCUCCAAUGUUGUCGCUGUGACGGCAACCGACUUGGAUUCUGGACUUUGGGGUGAAAUCAAGUAUUCCAUAUAUGGUGCCGGAUCUGAUCCCUUUCUGAUUCACCCUUCAACUGGUAUCAUUUAUACUCAACCGUGGGCCUCACUUGAUGCUGAAGAUAACUCUAAAUAUAACUUCUAUGUCAAAGCUGAGGAUACUGAAGGGAAGUAUAGCUUAGCUGAAGUGUUUGUUACUGUACUCGAUAUCAAUGAUCAUUGCCCAGAAUUCAGUGAGAACAUUCAGGAGAAGACAAUGGUCAUUGGAUCCCCAGUAAAAAUAGAGGCAACUGAUGAGGAUGCAGAAGAACCAAACAAUGUAGUAAAUUAUUCCAUCAUGCAAGCUGAUCCAGACAAUGUAUUUGAUAUAGACCAGAAUACUGGAGAGAUAAAACUCAAAUCCUAUAUCCGGUCUCUGGAUGUAAUUCAGAACAUCACCCGGAACAAGAAUUGCAAAUGGUCUGUGGUUGUACAGGCAAAAGACAGAGGUUCCCCAUCAUUCAGCACGACUGCAGUGGUCAAGAUUGAUGUAACUGAGGAG
Molecule: messenger RNA, 702 nt
Organism: Staurois parvus
Lineage: Eukaryota; Metazoa; Chordata; Amphibia; Anura; Ranidae
Source: the annotation of a GenBank genome assembly